UCCAGUUCACAGGAUGAAGUCUGUCUGAGCGCAGCGGGAUUCAGCAGGUCCUCACAGAAAAACAGAAGAUGUCUUUAGCAGCCAGCAGACGGAACAGCUGCAGAGCGGUGCUGUGUGGGAGCCGGGCACCGUCCGAGGUCCACCCGGGCCGGCGGCGGGCCGGCAGCUGUCCGUACUUCUCUCCCGCAGCGCAGAGCGAAGAGUUCUCUGUGAGUCUGAACCAGCCCAUGUUCGCCAUCGCGCUCCGGUUCCUGCUGGCCGUGGACCUGUGGCUGUCCAAGCGGCUCGGAGUGUGCGCGUGCGAGGAGUCAGCAUGGGGCAGCAUUCGGCCUCUGGUUCGGCUGGUGGAGUUCUCCGGACAUGUGGUCCCGUGGCUCAUCGGGACCGUGUACUCUCUGCUCCGGGGGGACAGCACGGCUGAGCAGGAGGUCCUGCUGAAUCUGACCCUAGCUCUGACUUUGGACCUGCUGCUGGUCAGGACUGUGAAGACUCUGGUCAGACGUCGAACGCCGACUCAGAACCGCUCUGACAUCUUCUCAGCCUUCUUCUCGGAGCGCUACUCCUUCCCCUCGGGCCACGCAUCCAGGGCGGCGUUGUGCGCCCGCUUCUUCCUCGUCCAGAUGGCGGACAUGACCUCCAUGCGGGUUCUGGUGGUGGGCUGGGCCAUCCUGGUGAGCCUGUCCCGCCUGCUGCUGGCCCGACACUACGUGACGGAUGUGGGCUUUGGUUUGGUCCUGGGGUACUGCCAGUACAGCCUGGUGGAACGGUUCUGGGUGUCCUGGGACUGCCUGCGGGACCUGGUGCUCCUGCGGCUGAGAGAGGGCCUGGAUCAGGCUUACACUGGACUCUGGACCAUAGACUGGAAGCAUUAGGUCAGGGGGACACGUGUAGAGAGCACAUUGUAACAGUUUAAAGCUCAAAAGUUAGAAGAACUGUGCCUCCUGAACACAAACACAACACAUCAGAAACAUGUUUGAUUGACAGGAAACCUCCUCACUGUUUUCUCUUUUAUUACCCACCACCAUGAAACACAGGUUAUUGUGUCAUUAUGUUUGUGUGGCGUAUGUUGAUCUGUCUGUUAGCAAAAUCUUUCAUGAAACUCUGGAUAUACGUCUACAUCUGAUUAACUUUUGGAGUCAACUCAAUCCAAGCCAACACAUUCUCACUCCUGACUCCUCAACAUACUGACACUUGGUCAGGUACCGUCUGCGUCCAGUUUUGGAAGCGUCAGGUACCCCCUUGUACCAGUCAUUGAUGCCCGCAGCUUUUCUGGGUUAUACCACAUAGGGGUCUUUGGGUUGGGGGUCUGUGGUUAACAUGAGGGAUCAGGAUUACUGGUUAAUUUUAGGUACUGAGGUCAGGGAUAGGAUGUAUAUGGCUAAUAGAAGUUCAAUUUAGGGUCUACAAUGGUUAGUUGAUGUGUAUUUCCUACAUAAUUCAAAAAUAUGACAACACUCUCCUCCUCCGUUUCAUCUCGUUAAUAACUGAUGCGAGGGGGGUACCCGGUGCAUCCAAAACUGGACAUAGACAGUACCUGACCAAGCGUCAAUAUGUGACGAGUUGGGAGUGAGAAUGGGUUGACCACAGCUGACUGAUCUAAGCCAACACAAACAUGGUUAUAACUCAAUCAGUUUGACAGAUAUUGAGCUAAGGUGUGGUGUGGUAGUAGCUGAGAGUCAGCCCCAGCACAUACUCCAAGCACUGAAAAAUAUUGCAACACAUUAAAAAGUUUGUCCCUGUUGGUCUGUUAACCUAUGAUUGUCUGAACCAUGGAUGGAUCAAACAUUUAAAACAUGAUUAUCGGAUACUUCUGCAA
Molecule: messenger RNA, 1816 nt
Organism: Austrofundulus limnaeus
Lineage: Eukaryota; Metazoa; Chordata; Actinopteri; Cyprinodontiformes; Rivulidae
Product: presqualene diphosphate phosphatase
Exons: 2
Coding region: 69-872 (267 amino acids)
Molecular function (GO): sphingosine-1-phosphate phosphatase activity
Source: RefSeq, a predicted model, not a curated record